GAUCAUUUCGUCAUAUCUGUUUAUUGUUGUACUGUCGUUUGCAAUCAAUCAGUAACUCUUUAAAAAUUGCUGACAUUAUUAUAUAACAUCACUAAUUUAUGUUGAUAUUCAUAGUUUGAUUGUAAUAUUUUUAUUCUAAGUCAUUAUGAACCGAUUAUUUGGAAAAUCUAAACCAAAAGAACCUCCUCCAAAUUUGACAGACUGCAUUGCGAAUGUUGACAGUAGAGCUGAAUCUAUUGAUAAAAAAAUUGCCCGCCUAGAAGCAGAAUUGGUAAAAUAUAAAGAUCAAAUGAAAAAGAUGAGAGAUGGGCCAGCAAAGAAUAUGGUGAAACAGAAAGCAAUGAGAGUUUUAAAGCAAAAGAAGAUGUAUGAAUCACAAAGAGAUAAUCUAACUCAGCAAUCAUUUAAUAUGGAACAAGCAAAUUUUGCUACUCAACAGCUGAAGGAUACUAAAGUCACUAUUGAUGCUAUGAAAAUGGGAGUGAAAGAAAUGAAGCAACAAUAUAAAAAAGUUAACAUUGAUGAUAUUGAGAAUGUACAAGAUGAGUUAGAAGACAUGUUAGAUCAAGCUAAUGAAGUGCAAGAAGCCCUGGGAAGAAGUUAUGGUAUGCCAGAAAUGGAUGAUGAUGAAUUAGAAGCUGAGCUUGAUGCUUUGGGUGAUGAAAUAGCACUUGAUGAAGAUACCUCUUACCUUGAUGAUGCAGUGCGAACUCCAACAGUACCAUCUAAAGAACCAGGAGCUGAUAGUAUUCCAGCAGGAGCACAAGGUGUACUUGUUGAUGAAUUUGGACUUCCGAAAAUUCCAGCUAGUUAAAAUAGUGUUAUUCAUAUUGUACAGUUUUCUUUUAGCACUUGUAAAUCUGAAAAUUCAAGAUUCAUGCAACAUCAUGCACUGUUUGCAUCUGAUGUAUUUAUUAUUAUUGUGCUAAUAAAAGUAAUAUUUAAGUAACUAUUUACUAUAAUUAAAAAUUUAAAAGAUAUUUAAAAAAAUUACAUUGAUUUUGAUAAAAUUGUAAUUGCAUUAUAUUUGAAGGCAUCUGUAGAAUUUUCUGCUAUGAUAUUGUGAUAAUGAUAAUUAGAGAAAAUA
Molecule: messenger RNA, 1087 nt
Organism: Argiope bruennichi
Lineage: Eukaryota; Metazoa; Arthropoda; Arachnida; Araneae; Araneidae
Gene: Vps60
Product: charged multivesicular body protein 5-like
Exons: 8
Coding region: 146-814 (222 amino acids)
Biological process (GO): late endosome to vacuole transport via multivesicular body sorting pathway; vesicle budding from membrane
Cellular component (GO): multivesicular body
Source: RefSeq, a predicted model, not a curated record